Humulus lupulus (European hop) is the source of this 739-nucleotide messenger RNA. RefSeq names its product glycine--tRNA ligase, mitochondrial 1-like. Gene Ontology annotation, biological process: mitochondrial glycyl-tRNA aminoacylation. Gene Ontology annotation, cellular component: cytoplasm; mitochondrion. Gene Ontology annotation, molecular function: glycine-tRNA ligase activity. NCBI's taxonomy places the organism in Eukaryota, Viridiplantae, Streptophyta, Magnoliopsida, Rosales, Cannabaceae. The transcript is spliced from 4 exons. The record is from RefSeq and is a predicted model, not a curated record. Bases 1 to 516 code for a protein of 171 amino acids.
AUGGUUAAAGAUGAGAAAACUGGGAAUUGCUAUCGUGUCGAUCACUUGCUCAAGGACUUCUGCAGUGAAAAUCUUCAAAAAGACCUUUCCAUAACUGCCAAGGAGGCUGCAGAACUGAAGCGCAUACUUGCUGUUUUGGAUGAUCUUUCAGCUGAAGAGCAGGGUGCCAAACUUAAGGAGUAUGGCAUUACAACUCCAGACACUAAGAAUCCACUUUCUGAUCCAUAUCCAUUCAAUCUUAUGUUCCAAACAUCAAUAGGCCCAUCUGGCUUGAGCCCUGGGUUCAUGCGGCCAGAAACUGCACAGGGCAUAUUUGUUAACUUCAAAGACUUGUACUAUUACAAUGGGAACAAGCUUCCUUUUGCUGCUGCUCAAAUUGGCCAGGCUUUCAGAAAUGAGGUUUCUGCCAGUUUAGUCAUGGUGCAUUUGAUUGAGAAAUUAGCUGCUGGUGAUACUGGAAGUUUAUCUGUAUCAAUACUUCAGAAGAUGAGCACCAUGUCUAAAAAGGUAUAUUGAGAUGAUUUCUUUGGAGCAAUUCUUGACAACAUUUGUAGUUAAGGCCUUUAGAAUGGAAGAAUGUAUUUCACUAAUUUUUGUAUACAUUUCUUGUUUUGUAUUUAGUGAUAAAGGAAUAUGAAUUUGGCAUAAAUUAUGUUGUAAUAUGAUUUCUUAAGCCUAGACUAGUAGACUAAAUAUUGUAAAUACAUUUGAGUAAUUAAUAAAAAUCUAUUUAUGUUAA